AUGGCGAGUGGCAUAGCACAGCGGCUAAGAGAAAUCUAUAGGAUUCAGGAGGACUCGGGUUCAGACCUUGCCUCUGCCAUGAAUUGGGUUGAAGCACCUGGUGAAAUGUACGAGUUCUUACCGUAUCCCUCCCGUUUAUUAUCUUGGGUCAUCUUUGUCUGUCUUCGGAGGCAGCUGAAAGGGAUGCUAAUGAUUGCCAGUGCAGUGACAAUAGUGCGAAUUUUCCAAGAAUUGCUCAAGACUCCCCCAGAUGGGAUUUACUAUGAGAAGGAUUUCAACAUUUGCAAAAAACGCUAUGCCUGGAAACAGCCGCUGAUGGGGUUUGAGCCUGACUGGUAUCUGUUCUUGAGAAGCCAUGACUUGUUCUGGAACAGCUCUACCCCCACGCCAAGCGAGGUAGACAAAGUCCUCCAGCAACAUCAUCUUCCAUUUGGACUGAAGGAUGCAGACCUCAUAGCAUUAGACACUUUGCAAUGGAUCCCUCAUCAGGAAAUCCCCAAGUCUAUUUCAAGUCUCCACUGCAGAACAUGCAUUGUGGUAGGAAAUGGUUACACCCUGCUUGGGCGAAGUUUGGGGAAGUUUAUCGAUUCACACCAUGUCAUCAUAAGAAUAAACGAUGCCCCUCUAAAAGGUUACGAGAAUGACGUUGGCAAGAAAACGACCUUUCGCUUCUUCUUCCCCGAGUCAGCAUUGUCUGACCCUUUAGCAAACAGCGACAAUGACACAGUGUUCGUCCUUGUCCCGUUCAAGACACUUGAUUUCCUCUGGGUGAAGGAGGUGCUUCAGAACAAGGAGGAGGAUGAGAAGGAGACUCUGGCUGGGUUUUGGCGCCAGCCCCCUAUGAAGUGGAAGGGGAAGGCCUCCCACUUGCGCAUACUGAACCCCUAUGUUACCUUCCAAGCAACAUUCAAAUUCCUCCAACUGGAUCAGUGGACUCAGAAACAUUCCACCACCGGCAUCAUUGCUUUGAAUUUCGCCCUCCACCUAUGCCAAGAACUUAACAUUGUGGGGUUUGGCUACCCUCAUAAUCAUGACCGAACCUCCCCGGUGCAUUACUAUGGCAUGGAUCGCUUGACCAGUGAAGUGGCACUGAUCCACGAUCUUACAGCUGAGCAGGAAUGGCUGCUGAAGAUGCAGGAGCGGGAGAUUAUCUCGAACGUGUUGCACCCUUCUACUUCCUGGGUCUGGGGACCCCGGCCCCAGUGGUGAUACCACCCGUUUUGGCUACACUGUUGUAAGCCCACCAUUUUCAGUGUUACAGGAUGUUACUUUUCAGAUGUUUUUGCAAGCUGUCGAGCAUACUCAACGGGCAGAGCUACUUCAGCUCCCUUUAAUUCUCAAUUUCUGUGUACUGGACGAGACCUGCUUCCCCAAACCUGUGCGCUCAGAGAAGAUGACCUGCUGAAUUCUGCUUGGGCU
Molecule: messenger RNA, 1419 nt
Organism: Eublepharis macularius
Lineage: Eukaryota; Metazoa; Chordata; Lepidosauria; Squamata; Eublepharidae
Product: CMP-N-acetylneuraminate-beta-galactosamide-alpha-2,3-sialyltransferase 4-like
Exons: 11
Coding region: 1-1209 (402 amino acids)
Biological process (GO): glycolipid biosynthetic process
Molecular function (GO): sialyltransferase activity
Source: RefSeq, a predicted model, not a curated record